AUAUCACUACGCUGAAGCAGUUCAGUUGUAUUUUUGUUUUAUUUAUUUUGGCAGAGUAUUUAGAUAUUUUUUAACUAAAAAUAACAUUCGAAGGUGCGCUGAUAUUUUUUGAAGUAGUUCCAGCAGAUUUUGGAGCGCAUCGUAGCUUCAUAUCAUGACACUGAAGCAGUUGAAUUGUAUUUUUAUUGUUAAUUAUUCUGUCAGAGUAUUUAGAUAUUUUUUACUAAAAAUAAACAUUCGAAGAUGCGCUGAUAUUUCCUAAAGUAGUUCCGGCAGAUUUUGUAGCGCAUUACUGCUCCAUAUUACUACAUUAAUGCAGUUUAAUUGUAUUUUUGUUUUUAUUUAUUUUAGCAGAGUAUUUACACUGUUUUAUUUAAAGUUAACAUUCAAAUGUGCGCUGAUAUUUUCUAAAGUAGUUCCGGCAGAUUUUGGAGUGCAUUACAGCUCCAUAUCACUACGCUGAAGUAGUUGAAUUGUAUUUUUGUUUUUAUUUAUUUUGGCAGAGUACUUCGAUUAUUUUUUUUACUAGAUUUGUCGGGUUUGUUGACAUGUUCAAUAGUGGCGAGUCAAAUAGUUAAAUUACUUCUCCGACAUGGUAAUUAGUAAUUUCAAGACAUUUUAUUGACGUAAUUAGUCACAGGGCUGCAAAAUGCUCGAUUCUUAUUGGCUGAUGAGGCAGUGAAGAUCAUUGAUUUAUAAAGAAACCAGAUCUUAAACGUUACGAUAUUAUAAUUGCAUGCCAGUUCACAGGAAGUGCUUGAGCUGGCUGACUGCAAAUUAAAAGUCCCUGUAGAUCCUCUGCUUGAGGAUACAGCAAUUUGCUGCUGUCCCUGAUUGAGAAACGCUGGACAUUUUUACAUUCUUUCAAUUGUUUAAAGUGUCAGAGCAGUUCACGCCCUGAUUUCAUGAAUGAUUGCUCACACACACACAUACACACACACACACACACACACACAAUGUUCUACCACCUGUGUGUGUGUGUGUGUGAAAGUGAAUGUGCUGAUUCCGCAGGGCUCAGUGUGUGUCUGCUGUCGUCAGCCUUCAGUUUCCGGUGCAGUGAAAGAGCUCCGGCCGGCGGGACACGUGUCUCCGACAGUAAAGCCCGCAGAGAAAGAGCGCAGGAUUAGCGGCGACCAGAAUGGCUUCAGCGGCUUAAACACACAGACUGAAUGACCACGCAUGUGUGUGUGUCACUGGCAGUCUGAAGGGUCACAGUGUGUUUGUGUUGAAAACGCAAGCAGUGCAGUGUAAACAGAUGAUGGAGCUCAUUAAGGGUCUAUAUGCUUAGUGUUGUUCAGCCACCGAUUAACUUGCGGUGGAAGAUUAAUGUUUUGCUAUUAUCAGUUCAUGAGGUUGCAUUUACAGCAUCGAUGUUGUAAUGUAAUUAUAUUAUCAGUAAAACAGGCUUAAGCAUUAAUUUAUUUGUUAAAGCGUAAAACUAGAUGAAAGACGGUUUAAACACAAGCACCGUCAGUAGCAGAAACUCCAUUUAAAAUACUGUGGUAAGAUAAAUUUCCAUAUUUUAAAAACAACUGUCUGAGACCUACUUUAUAUCAUAUAUCAAUCAGGCAGUGAAGAUUGUUGAUUUUUAAAGAAAUAAGAUCUUAAAUGCUGUAAUUUUGUAACAGGAUAGCAUUAACCGGAAGCGCUUAGGCUGGCUGACUAGAAAUUAAAAGUCUUCAUGGAUGUACAACAUUGGGACAAACGUUUAUAUUAGCUUAAAUUUUUAAAAAAAUACUAUAGCAAUGUAUAGUAAACACUGUAGUGUUUAGGUAAACGUAUUAUAGACUACUGUAUUUAUAUUAAAGUAAUUGUUAAUGAAUGCUAAGACAUACCCUAGUAUAAACUAUUGAACUAAUAAACUAAUAAAUACUGUAGCAUACUUUAGUUUUACAACAGUAAACUGUGGUGUAUUGUAGUAUUAUAAAAUAAAUAGUCCUACAGAACACCUGCAGAAAAUAUGACUGGAGCGAAAGCAGCGGAGCUUUUAUUAUGACACAAUCUACUGCUUUCGGUUUUUCAGCUCGUGUUCACGUCCUAUGGUUCACAUGGAGAAGAAAGCAGUGAUGUUUUAUCAGACUAAAUAAAUUUUAGGGUUCUGUAAUAAUGCUGCUUUAAGCAAUCUAAUUAAACACACAAAAUGUGAAAUCAUCUUUGGUGUAUUUUUGCCAAACCGGAAGUUUAGUGUUUGUUAUUAGCAUGGCGGCACAGCUGGACGCGCUUCUUUCAGGAUUUGAACUUUCUUCAAAAUAUUUGGGAUGAUUGAGAGAAAAGCCCCUGAGUGUCUGUUCAUCCAAGAAUGACAUCAUCUGCAGCCAGUGCAGUCGCUCGGCAUCAUGGGAGCAGGUGCUGGAAUCUGCAGAAGUCAAAGAACUUUGCUGAAAACACCAUGAAUGAGCUGUUGGGUUGGUACGGCUAUGAUAAAGUGGACCUGCAGGACUCAGAGGCUGCAGACGCACGAAACCGAGUCAAACGCAACCAUAUAUCGGUUCUUAAAGAGAACGCUGUGCCAAAGCCACUCAAUGUGGAGAAGAAGAUCCCUCCAUCAUCAUCCUCGUCUUCAUCAUCAUCAUCCUCCUGUUCAUCAGAGCCGGUCAGGAAUGGAGAUCAGGAUCCUCCAACUGUUCCUGUGUCUCCCUCUGCAUCUUCAGCCUCGCCACGACACAACAUGAACGUCAUCGUGCCGCUCAUCAAACCCUCCGCAGUGGAGGACGUCCAGAACGUGCAGAUCGUGUGUGUGUGGUGUCAGAAGGAGGGAAUGAAGCGUUACUCUCUGCUCAUGGGCUCUGAACUCAAGAGUUUUUGCAGCGAGAAGUGUUUCGCAGCCUGUCGACGCGCAUACUUCAAACGCAACAAGGCUCGAGAUGAAGAUCGCCAUGGUGACAAGUCUCCGUCUCCUGGCCAAACUCUGGACACGCCCACAAGACUGAUGCUGAAGAUGAACAACAACAACAGCAGCACACGUGUGUGUGACUGGUGUAAACACAUACGCCACACUAAAGAAUACCUGGACUUCGGUUCGGGUGAGGAGCGACUGCAGUUCUGCAGCACCAAAUGCCUGAACCAGUACAAGAUGGACGUGUUUUACCGGGAGGCUCGGGCUGCGCUCACCAGCUCCAAAGAGGAAGAGAACCACCCGAAACCCGCAGCCACCAGCGAAAACCAGACACUGCUCACUCCGGACGCCUGGGAGUCUCCAGCGAAAAGCCUCUCGCCCCAAACCCCAACAGCAUCUGCAUUGCAGAGAACGCCUGUUUGCAUGCGGGUUCAGAUGGCCACUUCGCCCAAAUCACCCACUGGUCCGUCUCAGGGUACACCAGAGCAGCCACGCCCACCUCACAUGCCCCUCCCCUUUAUACGUCCACCCCUGCACGCCCAGAGCCUGCGAAGCCCCACCCCUAAUCUCCCUCAUAACCCGCCUCACCCUCUUAGCCCCACCCAAAGGGUGCCAUUUGCCCCGCCCCCUCACUACCCCCUCCCAUACCUGCCCCUCCACCCAACAUUUCCACCACAAAUGCCUCCGCCGUGGCCCCAGCCCAUGAUGAUGAUGCCUUACCCUGUGUUUGUACCCAUUCCUAUCCCAAUCCCUAUCCCCAUCCCGAUUUCCCCUCAGAACAGCCACCGAGGGGUCAUCCGAAGCCUUCAGGAGCCGGAAAAAGAGCCCGCUGGGAGUCAGAGGGUAAAGACGGAGCGGUGUGUUUCUCCAGUGUCUGCAUCCGAGCGGCAGGUCAUUCAAUGUCUGCGCAGAGACUCUGUGAAAGAGGAGAGAAAUGACACACACAUUCAGACUCUACGCAAAGCACUUUACACCUCUGUCCUCACAUCCACAGCCUCAGCCUCAUUGGACGGCAGAAUCGUUAGUCCCGCCUCUUUGUACUCAUUGGCUCGCUCCACUGCCAUUCAGGCUGCCUCGUUUUCAUUGGACAGCAGCUCCGGCCAGAUCCCGUCGCCUCUGUCUGACUGUGAGGAUGUGAAGGAGAAUAGCUAUUUAUGUGGGCGGGGCAAUGACUCAGCCAAUCAGUGGACGGCAGAGCAAAUGGACUGUCAGAGUGACCAAUCAAAAGAGGGCAAAGGGGAGGAGGAAACGCCUCAGGAUGUGGAGCACACCUACGCACGGUCGGUGCCGCCAAAACUACGGGAGAAAAACACACACGUGAACACUCAAACACAUUUACACACGCAAAUCUGGGAGAAAAACACACAGGUGGAUGAGCUGGGACCCGAGCAGAGCGUGCGGGACGAUGCAGAGCCGGCUGUGAAGAGGCGAUGCUUAAGGAUCAGAGACCAGAACAAAUGAGCGUGGGUGAAGCGGGGACACGUUUAUCCUCUGGGUGUGUAUUCAGCCGUCCAGCAGAGCAGAUCCUCUCCGUGUGUUCAGAUCCAGCGCAGCCCCUGUGUGUCUGCUGGAGAGUGUGUGUGUGCUGCUUCUGCUCACAUCACUCAAAGACGCGCAUUGUUCCUCACUGCAGAUGAGUGUGUGUAUGUGAGAGAGAGAGAGUUUGUGUAUGAGAGUGUGUGCGUGUUUCUGUGUGUGUGUGUGUGAUGGAGAGAGAGGGAGUGUGUGCAUGUUCAGCUGUGGUGUAGGGUUGCCUGACACACACCGGCUCUGCAGGGCAUUUUUAGACUCGGCCUAAACAGUGCAAGAGCACAAACACAGUAAUUCAGAGAACGUUCUCUCAACGUUAUGAGCUAACAUUACUGCCCAGCACCAUCAGCAGAGUGUCCCACUGUAAAACAUGAGUUCUACAUCACGCUAAAUAUAAUAGAAAUGGGUUAAAAUGGAAACCGAUGCAGAUCACAUCAGGCCAAGAGCAGACAGAAACACACAAUCUUCACACACACACCUCACCGAGAGCUAUCUUUGAGGUGUUUUCCCAUAAACAUCUAAGAGGAAUGCAUCCUAUUUAUUUUCCAAAAUCAUGACGGCAUCUGUGCUUAUGUCUAAUGGUUUUGUCACACUUUUAUAUUUAAUUUAAAUAAAUAUUUUUAAACUUUUUGUUACUGAUGGCAUAACAAGAACAAUAGCGUACAGAAAUAGAGGAAUGCAGUACUUUAUAUUCAUUUGUAAUCUAAAUAUCCAGUAGACAAAACUAGUCUCUGGUGACGUAGGCAGGAUUUCUGCUAAGCCCCGCCUCCUAGAGUCUGCUUGCUUUCGCUUUUAAGUGCCACGCCCACAUCUCAACAGCCAAUCAAUGGUUAUUUUUCUUGCAUUUCGUUACCAUCUGUGUGUCCAGUCUAUUGACUGGUAGUGAAUACAAUAACGGCUUCAAUUUUGUUUAUUUUUAAACCCGAUUAUUGAACAGUGUCAAAAACUACUGUUGGAUGGUAUUAGCCUACAAUGUAGGGUCUCAAACUCAAUUCCCGGAGGGCCACAGCUCUGCAUGGUUUUGCUGCAAUCCUAAUCAAACACAGCUGAUCCAAAUAAUCAAGGUGUUCAAAAGAGUGUAAAGCCUGUUUCACACUGCAAGCGUGAGCAGAGCGUGUGUUUUCGGCAACCAUGUUAACAGAGUAGAGCUUUUUUUAAAGCACGCAGCAGCAGCGCGAGGCGUGAGCAUCUGAAGCAGCAGUGCUGGGUCUAUUUUAUUUUAUCUACUUAAAGUGACAGUGCAUUGAUAAUGACCAAAACACAUUGAAUGACAGGAAAAAGUGGCUAUUUCACAUUUGCAUUAAUGGGCAUUGAUAAGGGUUGGAGCAAAACUUUGCAGAGCUGCGGCCCUCCAGGAAUUGAGUUUGAGACCCAUGUCCUACAUGAUAAUGUAAGUAUGCUGUUUUAUAAACGCAGCACAGAUAUUUUAAUGCUUUUACAAGCUAAUACUUUACCAUUAUCAUCCUUUCAGAGACCAUUAAUGUCAUGUAGAUUUGAAUUUGUGCCAUUAACGUCACUAGACAUUUGAGCUGAUGCAGAGAAACGUGUUUCUGAGGGGAUUAUUAGGGUUGCAGACAGAUAAUAUGACCUGCAGAAAGGUCUCAAACUGAAUUCCUGGAGGGCCGCAGCUCUGCACAGUUUUACUCCAACCCUAAUCAAACACAGCUGAUUCAAAUAAUCAAGGUGUUCAACACUACUAGAGACUAUUAAGCAGGGUGAGUUGGAGGUGGUUGGAGCUAAAUCGUGCAGAGCAGUGGCCCUUCUGGAAUUGAGGGAUGAGACCAUUGCCCUAGAUGUUUCCUCAAGCCGUUUAAUACAGUACACCUCUGAUACAGUCAAGUCCUGUUGCCAUAAACAAUAUGAAAGCACAGAAUGAUGAAAUGAGGUGUGCGUGUGCGUGUGCGUGUGCGUGUGCGUGUGCGUGUGCGUGUGCGUGUGCGUGUGUGUGUGUGUGUGUGUCAGUAUUAAAUGACCAAAGCCAUCAUGUGUGUUUCAGCGGACACUUCCAUUACCGUCCAGCAGAGGGAGACCGUACUAUUGUACUGACACUGUUGUCACUAUUGACACUGAUUUAUUAUGAUGUGUUUAAUGAUGUCAGUCUCUUUAAAUGCAUAAUAUUGCACCCCAGUGCCAACUGCUGCAAUGCACAGAAGGCCAAACAAUAUUGGAGGAAAAACAGUUGUAUUAACAGCCUUGCGCUUUUACAUGUCUUUCCGUUUUUCAUGGUUGAUUAUGAUUCAUAUUGGUGUUUUUUUGCAUCCAUCAUGAUUUUUAUCCUUAAUGAUGCCCAUCAUGAACUUGUAAACUAGCUGUACAAUAAUUUAAAUGUGACAAAUGAUAAAUACUUUUAAUAUCACGUUAUGACAAUGACCUGUCAGUGACUGUUUUAUGUAAUUUUAUGAACAGAGAAUUAUGUCAAUGACUUGAUUUAUUGAUAAUAAAACCCUAAAAACCACAA
This is a messenger RNA of Danio rerio (zebrafish), 6824 nucleotides long. Lineage: Eukaryota; Metazoa; Chordata; Actinopteri; Cypriniformes; Danionidae. The record is from RefSeq and is a predicted model, not a curated record.